Molecule: messenger RNA, 3498 nt
Organism: Durio zibethinus
Lineage: Eukaryota; Viridiplantae; Streptophyta; Magnoliopsida; Malvales; Malvaceae
Product: Leucine-rich repeat protein kinase family protein
Biological process (GO): protein phosphorylation
Molecular function (GO): protein kinase activity; ATP binding; protein binding
Source: RefSeq, a predicted model, not a curated record
UGUGGGCUUUGGUAACAAAAAGUCAACAGCAAUCUCCAUCGAUAUUAUUUUUGUCAUUUUCGCAAACACCGCGGCUGCACAGCUGCUGCUGUUCAAACUUACACGCUAUUCCUAUCCCAGCUACUUUCUUCUUUCCUUCUACCUUCCAACCUAGCUACUAAUAAAGUAACAGAUAAAAAUUUCAUAGCUUUUUUUUUUUUUCAAACUAAAUUUUGAGUGUUUUAUGAUCAGCUGAAGUUUGGACUUGGAUGAUGAUGAUGACGAUGAUUAUGAUGAGAGUGGGGGAAUGCUUAUUGGCCUUCUGGCUGUGGUGGUGUUGUAUUCUGCUCCUUGCUGCCGCUGCAUCUGUAACGGAUCCUUCCGAAGUUAGUGCAUUGCUAGCAGUGAAGAAGCAAUUGGUUGAUCCCAUGAACCAUCUCAGAAAUUGGAACGACGGGGAUCCUUGCACAUCCAACUGGACUGGACUUCUAUGCAAGGAUAAUCUUGGCAAUGACGGAUAUUUGCAUGUUCAGGAGCUUCAGCUGCCAAAUAUGAAUCUCUCGGGAACUUUAGCACCUGAACUUCUUCAACUUUCUCAUCUUAAAAUACUAGAUUUCAUGUGGAAUGAAUUGACGGGCAGUAUACCCAAGGAGAUAGGAAACAUCUCUACCUUAAGACUCCUACUCUUGAAUGGAAACAAUUUAUCAGGUUCUUUGCCAGAUGAACUCAGCUACCUCUCAAAUCUGAAUAGACUUCAAAUAGACGAGAACAACCUUUCUGGUCAAAUACCAAAAACAUAUGCUGAUUUGAGCAGUAUCAGACAUCUCCACUUCAACAACAACUCACUUAGUGGCCAAAUUCCCCCUGAGCUGUCUCAGUUAUCCACUUUGCUUCACUUGCUUUUGGAUAAUAAUGACUUAUCAGGAGAUCUACCACCAGAAUUCUCAAACAUGCCAGAGUUGCGCGUACUUCAGCUUGAUAACAAUAACUUCAAUGGAUCUGUUAUUCCAGCUUCUUAUGGGAACUUUUCCAGAUUAGUGAAAUUAAGUCUUAGAAAUUGCAGCUUGCACGGAGCAGUUCCUGAUCUUAGCAGGAUGCCUGACCUUUCCUAUCUGGAUCUCAGCCAGAAUCAUCUUACUGGACCCAUACCAUCAAAUAAGCUUUCAGAUAAUAUGACAACCAUUGAUCUUUCAGAUAACCAUCUAAACGGAUCUAUCCCUGGAAGUUUCUCGGACCUUCCUUCACUUCAGACUCUAUCACUCGAGAAUAAUUUUCUGACAGGUUCUGUGCCUACCAACUUUUGGCAGAACAUGUCCUUCAGUACAAGUGCUAGACUUAAGCUUGAUCUCAGAAACAAUUCAUUCUCAAGUAUUGAAGGAAAUCUUAAUCCUCCGGUGAAUGUUACCUUGAGGCUUGGAGGCAAUCCUGUCUGCCAAACUGCGAACUUACUGAAUAUAAGCCUGUUCUGUGGAUCUGAAUCCGGAGAGGAAGAUAUGCUUACAAACUUGAAUAACUCAACAGCAAAAUGCCUAAUUCAAGCAUGCCCAACAGACAAUUUCUACGAAUAUGUCCCAGCAUCUCCUGUUCCAUGUUUCUGUGCAGCACCUCUUAGAAUUGGAUAUCGUCUAAAGAGCCCUAGUUUUUCUUAUUUUCCUCCAUAUAUCCAGCCUUUUGAGGUGUACUUGACUAUUUCUUUGAACUUAAGCCUAUAUCAACUGUCAAUUGAUACAUAUAUUUGGGAAAAAGGACCACGUCUGAGGAUGUAUUUGAAGCUUUUUCCUAGUAUCAAUAAUAACCAUUCAACUUUUGACGUUAGCGAAGUUCAGAGAAUCAGAGACAUAUUUACAUCAUGGGCUUUUCCUGGUAGCGACUUGUUUGGACCAUAUGAGUUGCUCAACUUCACUCUACAAGGACCUUAUGCAGAUGUGAACUUCGAGAAUGAAAGUAAGGGUAUUAGUAAAGGCAUUUUGAUUGCCAUUGUAGUCGGGGGUGUUGCCUGUGCUGUUGCAAUGUCUAUUUUAGUAACAAUUCUAAUAACAAGAAGACAUGUUAGAAACCACCGUGCAAUGUCAAGAAAUCGAUUAUCUACAAGGGUUUCUAUGAAAAUUGAUGGAGUGAAAGACUUUACGUUUAGAGAAAUGGCACUUGCUACUGACAACUUUAACAGCUCAACUCAAGUUGGACAAGGAGGAUAUGGAAAAGUGUAUAAAGGCACUUUAUCUGACAAAACAGUAGUUGCUAUAAAGCGUGCACAAGAAGGAUCAUUGCAGGGACAAAAGGAGUUUUUGACAGAGAUAAGGCUUUUAUCGAGGCUGCAUCACCGGAACCUAGUUUCAUUGGUUGGAUAUUGUGAUGAAGAAGGGGAACAGAUGUUGGUAUAUGAGUUCAUGCCCAAUGGCACCCUGAGGGACUGGCUUUCUGCUAAAGCUAAAGAAAGCCUAAAUUUUGGAAUGAGAUUACGUAUUGCACUGGGUUCAGCCAAAGGAAUUCUUUACCUCCAUACUGAAGCACAUCCUCCGGUAUUCCACCGAGAUAUCAAAGCAAGCAACAUUCUUCUGGACUCCAAGCUUAUUGCCAAAGUUGCUGAUUUUGGUCUCUCACGGCUAGCUCCAGUCCUGGGAGAAGAAGGGACUGUGCCAGAUCACGUGUCCACAAUUGUGAAGGGAACACCAGGUUACCUUGAUCCAGAAUACUUUUUGACCCGUAAGUUGACGGACAAAAGUGAUGUUUAUAGUCUUGGAGUCGUUUUCCUGGAGCUGUUGACGGGUAUGCAACCAAUAUCGCAUGGCAAAAACAUUGUCCGUGAGGUGAAUACGGCUCUUCAGUCGGACAUGAUGUUCUCUAUAAUAGACAGUAGAAUGGGUUCUUAUCCAUCUGAAUGUAUAGAGAGAUUCGUAGGUUUAGCCCUCAGUUGUUGCCAAGAGAAGCCAGAGAAGCGGCCAUCGAUGUUGGAUGUGGUAAGGCAGCUAGAAAACAUACUGAAAAUGAUGCCAGAAAGUGAUUCGGUUUAUUCAGGAUCCAUUUCCUUAAAUUCUGGCAAGGCAAUGCCAUCAUCAUCGUCCAAUAGUAGCAGGGAGCCAUAUGUCUCAUCUUGGAAUGUUUCAGGAAGUGAUCUGAGCAGUGGCUUUGUUCCUUCUAUCACACCUCGCUGACAGGCAUGUACCUGACUGUUCAUUGUUGCUUCGCCUAGUGUUUUUGGUGUAAGCAAGAGAUGAGUGAAAAAUGUUGUGUAAAUAUAGUAGAUGUUUUUCCAGUUGGAGAGGACUUUUAGUUAUGUUUUAAGGACUGAAACAGUGAGUACGUAUUAAAUAUAUACAAAUAUAGAAGCUUAUAACUAAGAAUAAAGCAUAUUUUCAAUUAUUAUUAUUUUAAUCCAAUCAAAAUUGAUCCCUCACCCUCACCGAUUCAUUGACCAAAAAACCAUUAUUUUAAACGCGUUUUUCCACUCUCUACUCUACUGUUUUUAUGAUAAUUAGUAAGUAACAUAAUAAAAAAAAUUUUAAUUUUGGAUGGCUCAGA